Molecule: messenger RNA, 705 nt
Organism: Bactrocera oleae (olive fruit fly)
Lineage: Eukaryota; Metazoa; Arthropoda; Insecta; Diptera; Tephritidae
Source: RefSeq, a predicted model, not a curated record
AUGGCAUGGCAGUUUUUAAAACGUUUAACGCAAUCGGAUAGCAUUUUACAAUCACUUCGACCGUUAGCAUAUAUAUCCCUAAUCGGUUUGGCACCAUUUCGCUUGAGUGUUAGUAAGGAAGUGCGCACUUCUGCCUUUUCACUUGCUGCUGGCAUUUUGCACUUCCUCUUUUAUGUGCUGUGUUUUUUUCUAUCGCUAUGCGAAGGAGACUCCAUCAUUAGCUACUUCUUCCAGACUAGCGUAACGCGUUUGGGCGAUGCAACACUCUCUUUAAGUGGCAUAAUAGCAAUGUUGAUGAUUUUUAGCUCAAUUUUCUUUAAGCGUAAUUUACUGCUCACAAUCAUACAAAACUGUUUAGUGGUUGAUGAUAUAUUUUUGCGUUUGGGGCUGAAGCUCGAUUAUCGCAAAAUACUGAUGUACUCAUUUGUUACUUCGUUAGGAUUAUUGCUGUUCAACUUUGUUUAUUUAUUGGUCAGUUAUAUGUUAUUGCGCUCGGCAGAGAUAUGGCCAUCAUUUGUAGUUUUUACCACGUUUGCCUUGCCACAUUUAAAUAUCAGCAUUAUGGUUUUUAAGUUUCUAUGUACCACACAUCUGACACGUACGCGUUUUAGAAUGAUGAAUGAGGUACAUAACUGUUUUAUAUAAACACACUUUAUCUCUACAUAUAUUUAACAUAUUAAAUUUAUAUAUCUAUUAACCUUAAAG